Molecule: messenger RNA, 2160 nt
Organism: Porites evermanni
Lineage: Eukaryota; Metazoa; Cnidaria; Anthozoa; Scleractinia; Poritidae
Source: the annotation of a GenBank genome assembly
AUGCCUCAAUACAUAUGGCUUGCCACAGUUUGUUUCGUCGUGUUGUCACUGACUGAUUUGUCAAAGGCGGAAGGCCAUUGUAGCGCCCAUGGUCGAUGUGAAGAACGGGAAUCGAUCACUUUCAAAGCUCUUAUAGGUCACACCUUUGUAACACUACAAACCUUAAACCCAGAGCAAUGUCAUGAAAGGUGCCGGGAGGACAUAAGAUGCCAGAGUUUGAACUUUGUUAUCAGGAAGGGCCUUUGUGAACUGAAUAACAGAAGCAGGGAAACAAAACCGCAACGCUUUGUUUUUGAUGCGGAGAGAUUCUACUUUCGACGCUGGCCAAAAGGUAAACAGAAAUGGAGUCAUAGACGUGAUUCAGUAUCACUCACAAGGUCUGGACACGCGCUACAUAGGCAGACAUUUCACAUAGUUACCUGUUUUGAACAAAGUAUUGGUUAAGUUUGUUUUAAAAGUUGUUGACUAAGGACUUUUCUGGUGAUGACUCCUCCAAAAAGGAGUGAACUCCCCACCAAAAAUCAGAUAAAGUCUUGCAAGUUUGUCCGGUCCAAAUGGGUACUUUAGGGGAGAUGGCAUGUAAAAAGGGUCCCGCGCUAGCUAAUUUGUGAGACAUUAGGGAGCUGUGUGUGUGUGUGUGUUUUUCCCGGUAAUUUCGUUACAGGCAAAUGUUACUUCCAUUAUGGAGGAGAGUCAAAGUCAAGCUCCAUUUUUGAAUGAUUGUGUGCAGUAAACAAAGCUCUACCGGGAUGAUCAGUAUUGCAAAAACAGCAUGAAAUACGUUCUAUAUUACGUUCAUUCAAAUAUUUUGCAACCUUAAAACAUGCUCUUCUUCUAGAAAUUGUCAUCCGUCAGGUGGUAUCUUUGUCUAUUCAGCCUUGGACAUGAUAAUGUUUACUUCGUCACUCAGGACACUGAGUGCACCUUUUUUGUCUAGGAAGCUUUUUAGGUUCUGGAAACUUCUAAAUCGCAAAGUGCUGGAAAAAAAAAGUUAAUCAAUAAGUUCCUGGUCUUGAAAGAGUUUUCGUUCAAUGAGUUAAGUUUAUCUUUUCCUAUUUUAAUUACAAACUUACAAAAUUAUAGUGUAGCUCUAAACUGUCCAUAGGCCGAAGACAGUCCCCAAUUAUGUCACAUAACUAGGUUGGUUUUUGUCCGUUGAUAAGGAAUUGACUAAUUUAUCACUGACAGUUAUUCUUGGAUCUACUGAGGAAAUACCUGCAGAAUCUUGCAAGGAAAUAAACUUAAACGAAAAUGGAAAGGCCUCGAGUGGUAUUUAUUGGUUAGAUCUUAAAAGAUCUGACAAGAUUACUCAGGUCUAUUGUGACAUGCAAACUGAAGGUGAGACUUUUUACCCUACAUUUUUGCGUAUACUCCUUCACCACAAUCAAUAAUAAAAUUCGCGAAUCGCACCCAUCGCAUCAUAUCUUAAGAUUUUUAAUCAUAUCACAUGUCAAUCUUCACACGCGAAGAGGUCACCAAUGUUGCUCAUGCUGCACAAAAAAAAAAUUGAUGGAAGUGAGAACACCCUUUAGUUAUACGACUGAUUGAGUACAUGAAUACUCUGUAUAUAGAGCGGUUUUCAUUUGAGUGUCGAAAAGUAAUUGGUUUUGCACUUUCUACACGAUGCGAUUGGCUUAAAAGAUUCGCGCCACCUUUUCAUCCAAUCAGAAGUAAGACCAAAGCCAAUUGUGACGCGCUCGCAUGCAUUUUCCCGCGCUUUGCGUCAGCCACAUGUAAUUACUUCGAGUUUUGAUUGGUUCAAUGUAUUGUCUGUGUCCUAUGUGAUUGGCCAGAGUAAUUACUUUGGUUUUGGUUUUACGACACUCAACGAAAACCACUCUAUCGCACAUUAAUUGGUUUAUUUGUGCUUCACGCAAUACAUAUAAGAUUUAUGUUAACUUUGGCGAUUGACCAAAGUACAAUAUUUUUCGAUUCCUUUUCCUCUUUGUUUGUUUUUGUUUUUUUUUUCUAAUGAUACUUCAAACCAGACAUAACCUAUUUUAACUCUUCUUAGUUGCUAGCUUUUGCGUGAACCAUCAAUGCCUCAACGGAGCCAGUUGUGUCAGUAUUGACGAGCAUUACGAGUGCGCAUGUCUACCAGGGUGGAAUGGAACUUAUUGUCAUUCAUUUGCAGGUAAAAUUAUAGACAAAAAUAAAUAA